AUGGCACCAUCAGCAAUCUCAGACAGUCCUCCCCCUUCAUCAAAUGGCACAUCCUCACUGGCAACCUACCGUGGCUACGACCAUGUCCACUGGUACGUAGGAAACGCCAAGCAAGCAGCAACCUACUACAUUACCCGAAUGGGAUUCAAGCGGAUUGCCUACAAAGGCCUCGAAACCGGCAGUCGAACGGUCUGCUCGCACGUAGUCGGCAACGGCAACGUGACCUUCAUCUUGACUUCGCCGCUCCGUUCCUUGGAGCAGGCAGACCGUUUCAAUACCGAAGAACAGGCCGAGCUGCGGGAGAUCCACAGUCACUUUGAGAAACACGGGGAUGCAGUCAAGGACGUUGCUUUCGAAGUCGAUGAUGUUGAUGCUGUUUUCAAUGCUGCCGUGAAGAAUGGCGCCAAAGUCGUUUCCAACCCGAAGGUUCUGGAGGAUAAAAAUGGCCAUGUCAAGGUCGCUACUAUCCAGACUUAUGGACAGACUACGCAUACGCUCAUCGAGCGAAACCAAUAUCAUGGGACCUUCUUGCCUGGAUAUCGUGAUGACACUGCAGUCGUUGAUCCCCUGGCUAAGUUUUUACCUGGUGUUCAUCUCUCGAAGAUUGACCACUGUGUUGGCAACCAGGAUUGGGAUGAGAUGGAUCAAAUUUGCGAGUACUACGAAAAGGCUCUCGGCUUCCACCGUUUCUGGAGUGUGGACGAUAGCCAAAUCUGCACUGAAUUCUCCGCAUUGAAGUCCAUCGUCAUGGCCUCGCCCAACGAAAUCGUAAAAAUGCCCAUCAACGAACCAGCAAAGGGCAAAAAACAAUCUCAAAUCGAAGAAUACGUCGACUUCUACAACGGCGCUGGGGUGCAGCACAUCGCACUCCAAACAGACGAUAUCAUCCGUGAUAUUAAAAACCUCAAGGAACGCGGUGUUGAAUUCAUUAAAGUUCCUGAGACUUAUUACACAGACAUGCAAGCCCGUCUGAAGAAGUCUGGGUUGGUGCUGAAGGAGGAUUUCGAGACGAUCAAGAGUCUUGAUAUUUUAAUUGAUUUCGAUGAGGGGGGUUAUUUGCUUCAGCUUUUUACUAAGCACUUGAUGGAUCGCCCUACUGUCUUUAUUGAGAUUAUUCAGAGACAUAACUUUGAGGGCUUCGGUGCUGGAAACUUCAAGUCGCUGUUUGAGGCUAUCGAGAGAGAGCAGGAGCUUCGCGGUAACCUCGUUUAA
Molecule: messenger RNA, 1212 nt
Organism: Penicillium antarcticum
Lineage: Eukaryota; Fungi; Ascomycota; Eurotiomycetes; Eurotiales; Aspergillaceae
Product: 4-hydroxyphenylpyruvate dioxygenase family protein
Exons: 4
Coding region: 1-1212 (403 amino acids)
Biological process (GO): L-tyrosine catabolic process
Molecular function (GO): 4-hydroxyphenylpyruvate dioxygenase activity
Source: RefSeq, a predicted model, not a curated record